Phalaenopsis equestris is the source of this 1018-nucleotide messenger RNA. RefSeq names its product vacuolar cation/proton exchanger 3-like. NCBI's taxonomy places the organism in Eukaryota, Viridiplantae, Streptophyta, Magnoliopsida, Asparagales, Orchidaceae. Gene Ontology annotation, cellular component: plant-type vacuole membrane. The record is from RefSeq and is a predicted model, not a curated record. Gene Ontology annotation, biological process: calcium ion transmembrane transport; intracellular calcium ion homeostasis. Gene Ontology annotation, molecular function: calcium:proton antiporter activity.
CUCCUAGGAGAAAGAACCACAAUCAGGUUACUAGGAGGAACAAUAGACGAGGAGGAGAAAGAAAGAACAUCUCUCUCUCUCUCUCUCUCUCUCUCAUGAAAACUUUCCUCCAUCAAUUUUAUCUUUGCUUAAGAACUUCUUCCUCAUCAUAAAAACAUGGAGACCAAAGGUGGGAGGCAAAUUAAUGUUGAUGCAGAACCAUCUUUUCAGCUGGAGAAGUUGGAAAACAACAGAGACAAGUAUAUAUAUCAUUCUCAUCUUGAAAUGGGAAAACUUGAUGGACAUUUGGAGCUUGAACUUGAGGAUGAACGGUGUGUUGGGCCAUCUCCUUUCAUUAGGAAUAAUCAUUCCCCAGAGAUCAAAAGCCCCAAUGGAUCCUUCUCGGAUGCUAGUAAAGAAAGUAGCAUAAGCCACAUGAAGGACAAAGUCCUUAGAAGCCUUAACAUAGUGUUAUUUUCAACAAAGAUUAAUCUAUUGAUGCCUUGUGGUGCUAUAGCUAUUAUUGUCAAUUAUUUGACUGGCCAACAUGGAUGGGUUUUCUUAUUAAGUUUGUUAGGCAUUGUUCCUUUAGCAGAGCGCUUAGGAUUUGUUACUGAGCAACUGGCUUUUUUCACUGGACCAAUAGUUGGAGGGCUUCUCAAUGUCACAUUUGGAAACGCAACAGAAUUAAUCAUAUCAAUUUAUGCACUAAAAAAAGGCAUGAUUCGUGUGGUUCAACAAUCAUUGCUGGGUUCCAUAUUAUCAAACAUGUUGUUGGUUCUUGGAUUUGCAUUCUUCUGUGGAGGCAUAGCUUAUAAUAAGAAGGACCAAAUCUUCAAUAAGACAGAUGUUACUGUGAACUCUGGAUUACUUCUAAUGGCAGUAAUGGCUAUGCUACUUCCAGCUGUGCUACGCUUCACUCACACUGAAAUGCACUUUGGCAAGUCAGAAUUAGGCCUUUCAAGAUUCAGUAGUUGUGUCAUGCUCGUGGCAUAUGCUACAUAUAUUAUUUUCCAAUUAAGGGAUCAGAAUAGUUCUU